UCGUUUCCUCACCGGUCGCGGCCUCCCUAUGCAUUCCGCUAGAAUCCUAGCCGUGGCAACGCCUCGUCACUGCCUCGAUCGUCUUCCGGGAAUUACACCUAACUAACCGGUCUCCCACGUGGCCACGUGGAGAACACGAGGAAAACAAAAUUGUACGAUCUCCGAUCUCUCCGCUCUCCUAUCCGAACUGCGAUUUUUUCCACUCGAUUCAAACCCAGUUUCCCCCCAUCUUCCCAUCCCGUGUUUCAGAUUCCACGCUAAGUUUCAUUCGGCCAAUUAUAUAAAAUUGUCAUCGGGCAACCUGUAUAUAAUACAUAUAUAUAUAUAUAUACACACAUACAUGCAUAUAUAUAUAUAUGCAUGAAGAUGAAGAUUGAACAAAUGCGGUAACGUGACAAAUGGUGAUAGUGUUGGUGAAUACGAUUCCUCCUAUAUUUUUCGUACAUGUCGUUCACGCGGUUCGGUGGAUUUGAUCGGUCUUGUCCUCGGUUCUCGUGCGGGGAUUGAACGGAAGGGUGUUUCGCCAGUGGCAGGAAAAUUGGACGAGAAUGAUGCGUCGAAUCUGAUUCUUUUGAAAAAAAAAAAAAAAAAAAAACGGUGGAGAGAUGGAGGGGAUGAUAAAGGGUGGUAAGCGAAAGUGACAAGAAAUUUGACUCGACAAUCAUCGCCAUCCAUCCUCAUUUAAAAUGCAUCGAAACGUCAGUUUCGUUACGUUCAAGUGCGCAAAAUUGAAAUCUUCCUGAUGUUGGACGACGUCGAAUCAAGGCGUUUAGUGAUCCGUUAAACUAUGUCAAAUUGAAAGAUCGACGAAUUAUGCCGACACACAUACAAAUUAUCAUCAACUUCAUAUGAAGUCCACGGAGCGUUGCACAACUAUUACAAUACUGGUUAACACGCUUCGUGUAUAUGUUUUUAAUUUUUGUUUUUUUUUAAACGAAAAAUGUAUUUGAAAAGUGUGGGGAUAUUAAGUGAUUUUCGGUCACUGUAAAAAUGUCUUGCAAACGUCUCUGAUAUAUGUCAACCACGAUUGAUUAAUAAAAAAAAAAAAUUAUGGAACUGAAAAUUUUCGAUUUUUAUAUACAACAAUAAUGAUAAUAAUAACGAAGUGUGUCGGAACUCGAUCAGUCUAAAAUAUCGAUAUACACAUUUUUUUAUCUUAACAACAUUUUUUAAAAUCCGUAAAAAAUCUAAAUCAAUAGUGCUUAUCGUCGUAACAUUGUUUCCAAGCAAUUAAGUUGAUUAAAUUGGGAAAAAAAUACUUUUGCCAAUUUUUAUUAUCGAUCACAAGACCACGCCUGAAAGUUAAAUUUUAUCGUUACAAAUAAUCCUGAUUACGGGAUGACGUAGAAGGAAAAUUGGCAACAGAACAGUGAUAUAUCAAGAAUUCUGUGUGCAAUUUUAUCAAACAUGCCUGGACUUGGGAUCAUUUCGAUAAAGGAUGACGGUGAAAGUGAAGGAAGUGAAGGUGUCAAAAAAAUCGAUCGUUCGAGAAGAAGAGUUUAUCGUAAAUUUCCAUAUCAAGUGAAGAUACGAUAACGAUUGAAAAUACCAUUUGCGAUAAAAUUUACAUCGGAUAAUGUAUACACUCAUACUUGCAGUAUCUUUUAAUCACUCGAAAUCGACAAACGAAAAAGGUUCUCCUGGUAUGUGCGAUCAAUCCCAAGACGAGGUUGUGUUUCGUGGUAGCAAAAGAGUGCUAAAUAAUGAACAUAGCACUUUCAAUUUCGAAUUCGAUAACAAAAUAUAUACGAGUCAUUUACGGUUACGAAAAUGGUUGAUAGGAUUGCUGAUCUUCUUGUUUAUCUCGCUAAUUGUGAUUAAUACAUUCAACACGGAUCAAUUUCGAGUGAUACGAUACGGAGCCAUUGGGGUCAAUGAUAGUUCACAAGAAAAUUAUGUAGAAUUGAAACCUUUCUUGGCUUCUAUAACCAACUCUGGUUUCCUGGUCCGCAACAAAGGUUGCCGAAUCCCAGAUAUGGAUCCUUUCGACUCGGCGAUCGUACAAUACAUUCAAAGGGAGAAACCACUUGUCUGCGAGCACGGAAAUCAUUUACCAUUGGUCGAUUCAAACGACACUGCAUUGCACGUAAAUCCAGACGCGAUCAACCAUUUUUACAAUAAUUCGGAGGAGAUCGAUUGCUGUUGGCGCCCGUUCUGGCGAAUGAAAAACGAGGAUAACGUUGUUACAUAUGGAAACGAAUGUUUCAAAUUCAAAAACUCAACGAUUGUGAAUACCGAAUUCGUGAAGAUCGAGUGUUCGCGCAAUAACGAAGUGAUAUACAAGGAUUAUCACGCAUUCGUGCCUCGUUUCCGAUCAGUGGAAAAGAAAUGCGAGAAAGCCAGAGCUGCCAAUUCGAAAACCGAACAUCUUAGCGUAUUAAUAAUCGGCCUCGAUUCGGUUUCCAGAUUAAAUUUUCAUAGAAUGAUGCCGAAAACUGUCCAUAAGUUAGAAGAGCUUGGAACGGUAGAAUUGUUGGGCUAUACCAAAGUGGCCGAUAACACUUAUCCGAAUUUAGUACCUGUUCUGAGCGGGUUAUCCGCUGGCGAAUUGCACGAUUUGUGUUGGCAAAAGAAAGAUAAAACGUUUGACGAGUGCCCCUUGAUUUGGAAAAAUUUUAGCGCGUUUGGUUAUCGAACAGCUUUUGCCGAGGAUGCUUGCGCCAUGACCACGUUCAAUUAUUUGAAACGAGGCUUUCGAAUCCAACCGACCGAUUAUUAUCUCAGACCAUUCUGCAUAGCGUCCGAGAAGGAUAUCGGCAAUACUCACAAAUUGAAUGCGAAUCUCUGCGUAGGGACCAGAAAAACGUUCGACAAUUUGUUAACUUACACGAAGAAAAUCGUCUCGCAAUUUUCCGCGGAUCCAUACUUUGCGAUGAUUUGGCAGGCUAGCUUAACCCAUGAUUUUUUCAAUUAUCCACAAUUGGGCGACGAAUCUUACUACAAUUUGAUCACGUAUCUUUACAACGAACGAUUGAUGAACAAAACGGCAUUGAUAGUGAUGAGCGAUCAUGGAAUGAGAUGGGGAAGUUUUCGGCAAACUUACCAAGGUAGAAUGGAGGACAGUCUUCCUUUCGUGUUUCUCGUAUUGCCCCGUUGGUGGAGAGAAAAGUAUCGAGUGGCUUGGACAAAUUUACGAAGAAAUACGCGGAGCUUAACUACAGCCUUUGAUUUGCACGAAACUUUGAUAGACAUAAUGAAUCUCGAAAAUCUAGAAGAAUCACGUCUUAAGACUCGUUCAAGAACAAUGCCGAAAGAUAACAAUUUGCCACGCGGGAUCAGUUUGUUUUUGCCGAUUCCUGACUAUAGGACGUGCACAAUGGCGGGUAUUGCCAGCCAUUGGUGUAUGUGUCACAACAGUUAUGAUGUUUCUGCGCAGGACGAGAAUCUCAGAGAUAAAGCGAUGUUUUUGGUCUCGGAAUUAAAUAACAUGUUGAAGAAAUUCGUGCAAUGCGCGAUUUUGAAACUGAAAGAAAUUAAAGCCGCGAAAGCGUGGAGGGACGAGGAUGAGCAAAGUCUCGUAGAUUAUACGAUCACGGUUGAAACGGAACCUGGUAACGCGAUAUUCGAGGGCACAAUACGGUACAGAAGCGAGAACAAGACUAACAAGUUGGUAGGAUCGGUUAGUAGAUUGAACGCAUAUGGGAAACAGAGUGCCUGUGUCGAUGAAUUCAAUAUGAGGCUAUAUUGUUAUUGUUUAUAAGUUUCAAUUUGUUCGAUAUUUUUUAUUAUUUUUCUUUCUCCCUCUGAAGAACUUUCUCUUUAAAAAAAAAAAAAAAACAACUUUACUCAGGAUUUCGGUAGUAUUGAAUGAAGUUAGUACGGUAGCCAGUAUACUGGGACAAAAAAAA
This is a messenger RNA of Apis dorsata (giant honeybee), 3848 nucleotides long. RefSeq lists its product as uncharacterized. Bases 1577 to 3700 code for a protein of 707 amino acids. The transcript has 5 exons. The record is from RefSeq and is a predicted model, not a curated record. NCBI's taxonomy places the organism in Eukaryota, Metazoa, Arthropoda, Insecta, Hymenoptera, Apidae.